Molecule: messenger RNA, 1542 nt
Organism: Dicrocoelium dendriticum
Lineage: Eukaryota; Metazoa; Platyhelminthes; Trematoda; Plagiorchiida; Dicrocoeliidae
Source: the annotation of a GenBank genome assembly
GAUGGAGCGGUUGACCUUAUUCAACCUAAGGCAGAGAUCGCGAAUCACUGAACCACAGACCCAAACUAUUAUUGACCAACUGGAAACUGAGCAACUCGUUCGGAAAGCCUAUUACGAAAAAUUAGGCACUUGGAAGGAUGAUGCGUUGAGAUUGUUUCGCCUCGCCCAUAUCAACUACCUUAGUAGGAAACUGGUCUCACUACCCACAAGUUUCGAGCAUUUGGACGCUAGCCAGCCUUGGUUGGCUUACUGGAUAGUCCAUUCUCUACGAUUGUUGAACUUCAACUUAUCCCCAGAAACUGUCAAGUAUUUGAUCCAAUUCCUCAAAUCCACUCAGCACCCCGACGGUGGUUUUGGAGGAGGUCCUCAUCAGUUCGCGCAUCUGGCCACCACAUAUGGUGCUAUCAACUGUCUUGCAUCACUCUGUCGGCGCGAUGCCUUGGAUAUUAUCAAUCGUCCCGCGCUCGUCAGUUGGCUCAAAACCCUGCACCAAGAUGACGGGUCGUUCCUCAUGCACAUCGGUGGUGAAGCGGAUGUCAGAGGGGCUUAUUGUGCCGUCGCUGUUGCAAAGCUCACCGGCAUACUUCACAGCCAUCCGGAUGUGUUCUCAUCCACUGCUGAUUGGCUUGCCAAAUGUCAGACGUACGAAGGCGGUUUCGGAGCUCAGCCUGGCAUCGAAGCACACGGAGGCUACACAUUUUGCGCCGUGGCAGCUCUGUGCCUGUUGGGGCAUCCGGAAUUGAUCGAUCUACCUCGAUUGUUGAAGUGGGUGGCCCAUCGUCAAAUGUCCAGUGAAGGUGGGUUCCAAGGUAGAACAAAUAAAUUGGUUGAUAGCUGCUACUCUUUCUGGCAAGGGGCCACAUUCCCUAUAAUCGAGGAUUUGCUCUUCGUUACCGGAGAUCCCGCGCUUCUUGAUGAUAAGGCUCUGUUCAACGUCUCUGCCUUACAGGAGUACAUCCUCCUAUGCUGUCAGAAAGUUUCGUACACAAGACCCGGUCUGAGUGUUCCGACCCAUGAUUCAGACGGACGUGACCCAUUGUCAGUUAGUUCCAAUGUUGUGCGUAUUGAGGGAGAAGGUGGUCUUAUUGACAAACCUGGAAAAAACGCCGACUGCUACCAUACGUGUUACGCCCUGAGCGGGCUGAGUGUCGCCCAACAUUCGCCGCGUCCCCGAUUCGCUUCGGUCGAUAACAAGUGUCUUCAUAUGUCCAUCGGCGUACCAAAUGCUGCCGCACCCGUUAGUAUCCUUUGCGACGAGUUCGGGAACGAACUUGCGGACCUCGACCCGCUUCACAACAUUCUAAUGGACGGCCUUGCGUUUACAACAGUGUACUACACGGAGCUGGAUGCAGGCGGAAAGUGCUUCGAAGAGGCCGAAGUGAUAGCAUUGAAAGCCGCCGAAACGUGCAUUCCGGUCGCAUUUCCGCGGACAACAACUAGCGAAACUUCCCGGUCGCAUGAAAAUCAAAAUUUCCCAGAGCCAGAGAACUUCAAAAGCACAUGUACAACUCCGUGAUAAUUCAGAUAAACAUUUUGUUGCAU